Molecule: messenger RNA, 519 nt
Organism: Miscanthus lutarioriparius
Lineage: Eukaryota; Viridiplantae; Streptophyta; Magnoliopsida; Poales; Poaceae
Source: the annotation of a GenBank genome assembly
AUGGCGGCGGCUUUGCCUCCCCCGGAGGCCGCGGCGGGGGCGGCGCGGGUGGGGCUGCUGUACGACGAGCGGAUGUGCGCGCACGCCACGCCCGACGGGGAGGACCACCCGGAGAACCCCGAGCGGCUGCGCGCCAUCUGGCGCAAGCUUAACGACGAGGGCGUCGUGUCCAGGUGUGUGGUCCUUGAGGCGAAGGAAGCUGAGGACAAGCACAUAGCUUCUGUUCAUAGCCAGAACCAUAUAAAGCUGAUCAAGAAAAUUAGUUCAAAGACUUAUGAUUCCAGACGAAACAAGAUUGCUAAGAAAUUCAACUCCGUUUACUUCAACAAGGGUUCCUCGGAGUCUGCUUUACUUGCAGCUGGUUCUGUCCUAGAGGUAGCUGAGAAGGUUGCUGCUGGUGAGUUAAGUUCUGCUAUUGCUCUAGUCAGACCUCCGGGCCACCAUGCAGAACAUGAUAAGGCAAUGGGAUUUUGCCUCUUCAACAAUGUGGCAGUUGCAGCUAAUUACCUCUUAAACUAG